Musa acuminata subsp. malaccensis (wild Malaysian banana) is the source of this 3649-nucleotide messenger RNA. RefSeq lists its product as uncharacterized. Lineage: Eukaryota; Viridiplantae; Streptophyta; Magnoliopsida; Zingiberales; Musaceae. Gene Ontology annotation, biological process: signal transduction; recombinational repair. Gene Ontology annotation, molecular function: ATP hydrolysis activity. The record is from RefSeq and is a predicted model, not a curated record.
UUGACAAACUACUAAAAAGCUUUGGUAAUGGUGACUAUUGUUUCCAUGGGGAGGCAAUAAGCUGCUUCACCUGCUUUUGUUUCCCCCCCUGAGAUGGAAUUCAAUCUUUAGGAAAAUGUGUGCUUCUUUUUGAGCCUCGGUGUUGCUUCUUUUUGGGUUCUCCUUUGAUGGGUUGCUCGUGAUCUCGUUUACUUCGGGAAACGUGUGAUCUUUGUGCCUUUGGAGCUGCACCUUUCGAUGCCAUUCUUUUGUGUUGAAACAAAUCAAUUUGCCUAUCCUUUUUAGUUGCAAAUCGUUGUUACUUCAUAGUGGACAGGGAACUGUACUUUCCAUUUAAUCCUUGUAGGUUUGGCUUCUUCCUUCGUGAUACAUUUUUGAUGAGACAACUGUUCAGAUCUUUGCAUCUGUUCUAAUAAAAGGAGGUAUGGGCGGAGGCAAUAUGGUCACAGGUUGAUGUCUCCUCCUCACAUGUUGUUGCUCCGAGACAUUUGAUCUCAUCUUCACAGAAAUGUGUCAAACUUCUGUACCCGAGAUGAACAUCCGACACCAGAUACAUGAACACCCAGCUACGCCCACUCUAACUCAGCACACUUGCAAGUAUUAUCAAGUUCUGUAGCCAACUACUGAUGGAUAAACCAAUUCCAGCUGAGGCUCCUCAUGACCUUCCUAUCACUGAUGUUUUCCCAUAUUCCACUGAACCAAAUACAAAGAUAUUAACCAUCAAAAUAGCAGGACCUUCAUCCGAGAAUGGGGAGAAAUCUGUCCCCAUCUCACCUUCCAUAUCGAUUUCUCCACACUUGAAUUCACCUUCUCCACCAUCCUCUGCAUUUGUCUCAGCAUUACAGUCACCGUACAUAUCUCCGAGAGCCUUAGAACCACCGAGCGAGAACAACACUGUACCGACGACCACAGUCCCAUCACCAGUUUCAUACUCUGGUUCACAUUCUGAUGACAUCCCAAGCACUUCCUACACUCCUCCAUCAGAAAGAUACGACUUUGUGGCUGACCAAAUCGACCAGAAGCCCAAGUUUUCCGAUGCAGCACCGCCUCGUAUCUCGUUCUCUUUCCCAGUCCCUCGUAUCUCGUUUACAAAAUGCUCGGACUCUCCUUCUUCCAAUGCCAAGCUCCGUAGCUGUGAUGUUUACAUUGGAUUCCAUGGCCUUAACAAUAAUCUCAGUCGCUUCUGUAAAUGGCUCAAGUCUGAGCUUGAGCUCCAGGGAAUAGCCUCAUUUGUCGCUGAUAGGGAAAGGUAUUCAGAUACUCAGAGACAUGAGAUUGCUGAUCGAGUCAUAUGCUCCGCGACCUUUGGUGUCAUUGUGGUGACACCGUCAAGUUUUCUUAACCCUCUCAGUGUCGAGGAGAUAAGGUUCUUUGCUCAGAAGAAAAAUCUCAUUCCACUAUUGUUUGAUACUGAGCACUCAGAGAUCAUGAGUCUCUUUGAUGGGAGGUUGGAGGAUAAGGAGUGUAGGGAAGCAUUUGAAGGGUUGACCAGGUGCAAUGAGUUCAAGCUCGAAACAAAUGAUAGCAACUGGAGAAGCUGCAUCGUGAAGGCUGCUGGGAUUCUAAAAUCAAAACUUGGUAGGAAGAGCAGCACGGUGAAGGAAAACGGAGUUUCUGAAGAAUUACCCUUUCCUCGAAACAGACAUUUCGGCGGUAGAGAGAAGGAGCUGACAGAAAUCGAGGCUGCUUUCUUUGGAUGCUGUGAAGUUCAUGAAAUAGAGUAUCCAAAUCACACCCUGGUGAAAGCUGGCUCAAGUGAUGGAUUUGCUGAUGAGGAGAGUGAUACCGUAAGAACAAGUGGGAAGUACAUUAGUCUAGAAAUGAGGAAGUGCAAAGAACCUACUUUAGAAGCUUGGAUAGAACCAGUGAUGGAGCUAACAAGCAAAGGAAGAAGCCUUCAAAAGCAACGCUCAAAGCACAAAAAAUCAAGGAGUGGAGCCAGCAAAGGCUAUGGCAACGCGAAUGUAUUCUGUAUCAAUGGAACCUCAGGCAUAGGGAAGACAGAGCUUGCCUUGGAAUUUGCCUAUCGAUAUGCUCAGAGAUACAAGCUGGUUCUGUGGAUUGGUGGUGAAGCAAGGUGCUUCAGGCAGAACAUUUUGAAUUUGUCGACGGACUUGGGUCUGGAUGUCAGUGCAGAGGGAGAAAAGGAAAGAGGGAGGAUAAGGAGCUUCGACGAACAAGAGUUUGAUGCAUUCCAAAGGGUAAAGAGGGAGCUCUUCCGAGAUAUCCCUUACUUGCUGGUCAUCGACAAUCUUGAAACAGAGAAGGAAUGGUGGGAAGGGAAAGACCUGCAUGAUCUGAUUCCGAGGAACACUGGAGCUACCCAUGUGAUCAUCACGACGAGGCUAUCCAAGGUUAUGAGCUUCGAGCCAAUGCAACUUCCACUGCUUUCCUUGGCCGAUUCACUACUUAUACUUAGAGGCAGAAGGAAGGAGUGCUCGGUUCAGGAGAUCGAAGUGCUAAAAAAAUUCGAUGAGAGAUUGGGGAGGUUGAGCUUUGGGUUGUCAGUAAUAGGUUCCCUUCUUUCUGAGCUGGCUGUUUCACCAUCCGAAUUACUCGAAGCAAUUGACAGGAUCUCCCUUAACGACAAUACUUUUUCUUUGGGUGGUAGUGAGGAUGCUUUCUGCAGGAACAACACUUUCUUAAUGAAAGUCCUCGUGUUUUGCUUUGCAGCACUGGAUCGAGCUAAGGGAAGAAGCCUUGCAUCGAGAAUGGUCCUCACUGGUGCAUGGUUUGCUUCUGCCCCAGUUUCUUCAACCAUAUUAGCAGCUGCUUCUAAUAAUUUACCCACAAAAGGAAGCUUCCAUCAAUGGGGGAAAGGUCUCACGAUCGCUUUCUUAUGUGGCUCGAAUUGCUGCUUAUCACCCCAAGCUCGAAAAAAUGAAGUGGAGUCUGCUCUGCUGCUGGUAAAACUAGGCCUGGCAAAGGGAACACUGAGACAGCCGGGAUGCUGGAUCCAGUUCCACCCGAUCACCCAAAUGUUUGCCAAGAUGAGAGGGGGGCUGCCACCGGCCAAGGCCAUGGUCCAUGGAGUCAUGAAGGUUGGUAACGCUGCAACGAACUUAGACCAUCUAUGGGCUUCAGCAUUCCUCAUCUUCGGGUUCAAAUCAGAACCCCCUCUCGUUCAGCUCAAACCAGGCGACAUGGUCUUCUUCAUAAAAAAGACCGCACUUCCAUUAGCAAUUCGGGCAUUCAUGACCUUCUCGAGGUGCAAUUCAGCUUUGGAGCUCCUGAAGGUAUGCACGAAUGUGCUCGAGGAGGUGGAGAAAUCAUUUGUGUCACAGAUACAGGACUGGCACCGAGGUUCCUUGUGCUGGAAAAAUCGGCUCCAUUCUAACCAGAAGGUGGAUGAAUAUGUCUGGCAAGAUGUGACUCUCCUCAAAGCCACAUUGCUUGAGACUCGAGCUAAGUUGCUGCUGAGAGGAGGGCUUUUUGAUAACGGGGAAGAAUUAUGCCGAACUUGUAUUAGUAUUAGGACUGUGAUGCUUGGCCAUAACCAUCUUCAGACUUUGGCUGCUCAAGAAACGCUAGCCAAGUUGGUCAGGUAUAGAAGUAAGAUAUGAAGCUAGCUAUGGACAUGUAAAAUGUGUAUCGUAUCGCUUCGGCUUACUUGACCUCUACAUUCACCUCAUUCUCAGUUUUGUUCUCA